Molecule: messenger RNA, 1226 nt
Organism: Daphnia pulicaria
Lineage: Eukaryota; Metazoa; Arthropoda; Branchiopoda; Diplostraca; Daphniidae
Exons: 2
Coding region: 800-1120 (106 amino acids)
Source: RefSeq, a predicted model, not a curated record
UUUCCUUUUUCCUUGCGAUAGGGAAAAGUGUCAGACAGUUUUUUUUAUUUCUUUAGAUGAGCAUGAAAUUUGUUUAUCACUCAAUUGGUUGCCAAUCAUCUUUUAAAUCACUCUUUUUUUUAUUCGUCGUUUUUGAGGAACAGUUUAUUUGUUUUUUAAAAGGAAACAAGCCGAUAAUGACGUCAUUUCGCUUCCUGGAGCGAUUCGUGAUUCGAUCAGCUGUUUAAGUGCGCGUGCACCGAAUGAAUAAAAUACUACUGCGCUGCGUGACCCUUGUUGUGGGUGGGUAGACAGGCAGGCAGGCAGGCAGGCAGAGGGCACACUAACUAACGAAAAUUUGACAUUCAAACCACUGUCGUACGCGUGUUACGAGUUGUUGUUGUUACAAAAUUAAUGGAAAAAAACGUCUGUAAUCGGUCGAUCAUAUUGGAAUUGCUGAUGGUCCACCUACUCAACUACCGGGUGUAUAGUGGAAUUGUCCUUGGGUGUCGUGACUCACGGCCGUCGCUCAAUUAUGCAAACGGAUAAUGGAAAAGGUGAUGUCGGUAACAUAAGGAAACUUUAACAGAAAAUAGUCUACACAGUGGGAUGAGAAUUAAAAAAAAAGGCCGAAGAAGAAGAAUCGGAUUGCUCAAGGACGGGUGGACUGGAGUGAGUAAGCCACAUCCUUCUUUUUUUCUUUUCCCCCCAGUUUCUUUUUUUUUUUUUUUAUUUCACUGGCACUCACGAUGCGUAGUAUAUAGUAGCGAGACACGUUGAGUUUCGGGUCCAGUGCCGUGGAGGAGAGUCUCAGAGAAAGAUGACGGGUGACGAGGUGAACGUAGCGUCUCGGCAUCAGAUCUUGUUGCCUAUAUCCGUCGAGUACACUGAAGAACCGGAAGAGCACGUGGAUAAUCAGAGUACAACCAGCGAAAGUAUGGCGGAAGACGAUCAUUUGUGUACGGCCGCCGUGGUCAUUGUAGUUGACGAUCCCGUUUCCCAUGUGACGACAGUCGAACCACCACCUCUCAUUCAGACGAAGGCGGCGACCCUUUUGGACGAAUUGUUUUAUCUCUUGUCCAUGGAUGGCGAAGCACUCUUCUACGACUCUGUCCAUUCUUCUUCUUCUUCUUCCAAUUGAACGGCACAAUUUCAAAAAUUCUAUUAGACCGUCUUCUGACGGCUAUUGUUUCUUUUUGUUCGUUUUGGUCGCUUCUAUUUAUUACACGCCCCGGUUGUUCUUCUUU